AUGAGGGCUCUGCAGAGAGCAGGAUCCAACUUGAGCAUACUAGGUAUACAACUUUUUUACUCUGUAUUUGAGCAUACAACUUACGGUAGGUACAGAACUACCUUACGCCAUUUUAUUUAGAUUUACCAUCUACAUGGUUAUGAUUUUUCACUUUACGAACAGGUCAAUAACAUUUUUAUCAUCUUCUACUACACGAAACCGAAUUUAUAUAUUACUUGUACUUGUAGGGCAUCUAAAUCUAUUGCUAUGUGUCCUACCAUCUCCAACAUCAGGCAACGCGAAUAUUGGACGCAGAAUAUCAGUUUUGGAUACAGUGGAAAUUGGAAGCUCACUCUCAGUGAGAUCAGCGUCGAGAAUCGGCACACGAACAUCCGUCCUGGAUCUCCUACACUUAGGUAUAAGAACUUACGGCUCUUCUACAACACUUAGGUGCAAUUUAUGUUUCUUCGACAAAUGGGUACAACUUGCUUGUCCCCACAUCACAACUUCCGUCGUGUUCGCCCGUUGAUUUACUUGAAGAUUAGAAUUAGUCCCCUUUCUUGAAAUCAAUAAGUUUUUCAUUCAUCUCCAUCUCACUUUAUUUGGCUCCAUUUGUUUCUUCAUCAUAAUAUACAACACAGGUUCCAGCGUUUCGUUGAGAGCAUGUUCACGGUUAGGAAGUUCUAUCAGCGUUCGCGGCAACUUCCAGCAAGGAGGCGCCAUCAGCAUCGUCGAUCAAGUUCGGCUCAGCUCAUCCUUAUCAAUACGUGGACCUGGUAUGAUUGUUACUUACUUUUAGUACUGUUAGUUACUUACUACUUUGCUUUUUCUACUUAUGUCCGCUCCACCGCAACUAUUUGAUACUUACUACUAUUAUUUCUUACUACUUCUACACUUAGUACUACUAUCAUGAUGAUGCCAAUAUGAUUUCAUUGCUACAGCAACAACUUUGAUGAACUUCCAUUCAUUAGUAAUUGGAGACACAACAAGUACACGCACAACAACAAGAACUUCUAUCGAGAACUACUUCUAUUCGAGAACUACUUCUAUAAUCGAUUAUCUUCAUAAACCUUUGGUACAACAAGUACAUGCACAUGAUCAUCCUCACCAGGUCGUCUGCGCCAUCGCGUGAGCGUAUUUGACCUCCUCAAUAUCGGAAGCAGUGUCUCCAUCCGCCAAUUCGUCCGACUCGGCAGCAGUGUCUCGGUAUUUUUUUGGAUAUUCUGAAAGUUGCAACGGCAAGUUAGUUGUAAGUAGUGCCUGCACUAACAACUAAGUGUAUAAUUUACAUCGAUCUUCAUUUCAUGACAGAUACUAGGUGGUCCACAGCACAUAUCAAUUUGUCAUUUAAUCUUAACCAUAGGUAUCUGGGAGCCCAUUACUGCCACGUGUAGCGGAUUUGUCAGUCGCGCAGUUCACCAAGUUGGGAAGUUCUCUUUCCGUCCGCUCCUUCGGACGGUGUCGGUCGACAUGCAGUGUCCUAGAGCAUGUGCAUCUUGGCUCAACUGUCUCUAUGAGAGCCAUUGUCAGGUACUUCAAUUUAUUUUAGAAGGUUUUUGUUACCGAAGAGUAGUUGGAGUUCACAAUAAAAAUUGAAUACUAGUAAUUUAGAAUAAGUCAUCAACUUCUUGUUCUACAAAAAAUAAUCAAAAUGUUCUCAAUCUCAUCUACUAUUGCAUUAGUCCGGUCUUGUAGUACAACCACCAGCACAUCCUUCCUUUAUUUCCUCCCUUUAUUGGGAAAUACUGUGAGCUUCUCAACAUCAUGAUCAAGAUCGUGAAAAUCAAUGCUUAAAACUCUUUGGAUAAGUAAAAAAAAAUCUUGGCAUGUUCCUCUUUCCUCGAACUAUCAGGUUGAGUUCCAGCGUCAGCGUGGCGUCUUCUGUGAGAUGCGGUACUGCUGGUUCCGCGGAUAGACAACUUACUAGUGUCUUGGGCUUCGCGCAAUUAGGCAGCACUUUGUCCUUGCGCUCCCACGCUUCGUUGCCGGGUCUUCGCGGUUGCAGUGUCUUCAAUUUCUUGCAGAUCGGCAGUUCCUUUUCGGUCCGCGGGAUGGCGAGGGUGGGCAGCAGUUGCUCCUUCUACGGCAACGUGCGGGCUGGCGGUUCUCUGUCGCUCCACGCGCUGUCGACGUUGGCCUCCUCGUUGAGCAUCAGAAGCUUCUGCAAGCUCGGUUCGCGACUCAGUGUCCUGGAUCACCUUUCCUUAGGCAGCUCGCUGUCCACGAGAGGACGAAGGUUCGGCGUCGCGUCGCGCGCGUCCGUGUUGGACUUCGUCAAUGUGGGCAGCGGGAUUAGUCUGCGGUCCUUCCUGCGGCUGGGCUCGAGCCUGUCGGCGCAGAGCUCCGUUCGCCUGGGCCUUACCGCGAACGUGCGCGAAGUGUACAUUGGCGACAACAAGAUCCGCUACUCGUCUCAGUCCGGCGCCAGCGAGAACAACGCGCUGCACACGUUGACGGACGAAAGUUCGGCACCGGCGUUGAAGCUGCUGGUUAACAGCGGCAACGACGUCGCGAUCGCGAUGGAGUAUGGGAGUGGAACUCCCACGGGCACGGCCAGUGCAGUCACUGGCGCAUGGGGCCACCUGAAGGGCACGUGGACAGUGGAGAAUUCUCUCACGACCUCCGAUCGCAGGCUCAAGCAAAACAUCAAGCCGCUUUUCCGCGAACUGCAGGAGUUGCAGGGAACAAGUAGUAGAGGCGGCGUGCUGACAAGUAGAAGUAAAACGACGCAAGUACACCAACAUGCGGCAACUACAUCGGCAAAUAGCACAAAGACGAGAGACCCAGAGGAGGUACUACUUAUACAUAGAUACAACUUCUACUGCUACUUGCUGUACUAGUGUAUAGAACUCGUGGUCGAAUAUUAGAUGAGCAGAAAUCUAAAUCAUGAUCAUCAUCAUCAAAUAUUCUUGUGAGGACUCAUAAUGAAAAGGAACAAGCAGAAACAAAGAUCAUCAGGCCUUCUGCUGCUCUCCUAAUGAUCCCAUACUCCUCAUAGAAUCGUGACCAACACCACUUUGACCAGGUUAUUUCUUCGUCCGAUGCAGAAGAUGAGGUAGGAAUUUUGUUGAUUCGCAAGCUGAGACCUGUGAGCUUCCACUACAAAGAUGGUGUGGAGAGCAAGUUAUCGCGCUUCGGUUUCGUUGCUCAGGAGGUGGAAACGGUUCUGCCAGCACUAGUAUCGCAAGCCCCGAGUGGCUACAAGGUGCUCAACUUGAAGGACUUGAUCGCGGUUCUCACUCUGGGACUCCAAAAUCUAGAGACAAAGACUUCUUCAGUUGCAGCAGGAAGUUUGGAAGCAAAGAUUUCAAACCUUGCAACUACCGUGGAUGCAGACGACAAGAGUCUGAAGACUCGACUCGUCCGUUUACUCGAAGACGUGAAGACGGAACUAGAACACGAGGACCCUUCACGAGAAGUAGAAGACCCUGUCCAUGGAAAGAACAGUAGUCCUCGUGGAAAGAACAGUAGUCCUCGUGGAGAGAACAACUCAACUUCUUCUAGCUCUACUAUGUCCACAUCUGCGCCGUCUACAGGCUCGCUGACCACGACGUUAGACGUGGAAUCAGAGGAAGCCGCUGCUUGGAUGCCGUUAUUGGAGCGGCUGCUUCGAGAAGCUGACAUCCAGCUGGUCCAAAGAUGAUGUUGUGUUUUCUGACAAGAGGAUAGGUUGUACAACGAUCAUCAAAAUCCUGAUGAAGAAUUAUUAUAGUCUCUUGAUGAAACAAAAGUAGAAUGUGUAGAAGUUGUAUAAUGAAAAAUCACCCAGGAUAAUUCUAUUAACAACAAGAGGAGUAACUAGUACCUGCUAGUCCUGCUCCUACUAGUAGAUUUGUUGAACUAGAACUAAUACAUGAAUUGCUCACUAUGAAAUAUCGUUCUUUUUAACGUUCACAACGACAGUAAAAAGUUUUCGUUAACAGUAAGAAGUUUUCGCUUUCAACAAGAGUUAAAGUUAUAGAGAUAUUAGACAAUAUUAGAGAAACAAGAGCAACAGAUGAGAUGGUGAUGAAGGGUGGUUAAUAGCAUGAUGAGUAACAUCAACAUUAAACCGCCAAGGCUUGUGUCUACUUAGAUAGGGGACGAUGAAUCCCGUAGGGGACACCCAGGAAAACUACAUUAAUAAGUAGGGUUAAUAGCGAGAAAAUAUUCUUAUAAUCUUCGUAAAAGCUUACAGGUAUUGAAUCUUUGUCUCCAAUGAAUUAGAGCGAGACCCGAUAAUAGAAGUACAAGUCUACUCAGAAAAAACCAGACCACAAGAACAAGUAAGUUGUUCAGUCCAACGAACUAUGAGUACAACAACUAUGAACGUCCUGAUCAACAAAGGGUUUUCUUCUUGGUGUCGUUCAUUCUGAAUUUACCGAAUUAUUUGAUUAGACCUCGUAACUCGCAGUCUUCAUCGCAUUACUACAAAUACAGCUCCGUUGGUUUACGAACACAACUCCUGUGAGAGUUGAGAGCAGCAUUCUGAGAUGAGCAUAAUUCCAGAAAAUCAGACUUCAUAGCUACUUCUCCUUUCGAAGUCGACCUGGACCACACAUGCGCCUGUUGCACAUAGUGUACCUGUUGCGCAUAGUGUCUCCUGUGGCACAUAGGUUGCACAUGUGCAGUCCGACGUCGCUUCUCCCGGUGGGUGGCGCCAUCUGCGAGCGGCAUCGUCGUCGUGCUUAUGUUGACACCAAGAGUGAAGUGCUAUGCUAGUUGUAUGUUGUGUGACUUGAAUAUUGACCAAUCUUAUUCUAUCAGCAAAAUAUCGAACACAAUCUUAAUCCUAGUAAUCGGCCAUAAUAUUAUACCGCAAGGGCAAGAUGAAAUAGAAGAUCAAGAUCAUAUCAAUGUCAAACUACUUGUUCCAUGAUUAUUAUUAAUGUUUAUGAAUUAAUAAUUAGUAAAAGAAUAUUAUCUCAACAUGGGUUGUACCUGGACACCCCCGAUAUUAUUAUUUACAGAAGUGUCACCAAGGGCAAGGGUCCUCUGCGUUCGCGAACUCAUUCUCCAGCGCGGUUAGACGACGAGUACUAUCGUUCUAAAUAAGAUGACAAUAAAGGGAAUUGAAUUAUAACAGUGUCACUGCCUUGUUGAAGAGACGUCCAGUCUAACUUGAAAAAAUCUGCAAGUAGCGGCAUUUUUCGAGGAUUCAUUAUACAAGAAAAUUCUCUAGUUAAAAUCAUUAUCCAACAUUAUCCAUCAUUAUUAUCCUAAAACUAAUAUUGUUCAUCAAUCGUGAUUAAAGUUAAAGAUACCAACUAUUAUAUUCUACUAAAAGCGUUCGUGGUGAUAUGCAAGAAUCUUCUUCGAUAGAAAUUGCUGGAUCAUGAAGAAGAGCAGGAAGCUGGAUGCGAAAUUUUCUACAGGAGUUAUGUUGAUCGAGCAAGAGGUAGAGGAGCAGAACAAGUGUUAGUUUCAUCGACAAACAGUCAACAACAAUCAAUUCAUCUUGAAGCAUUCUUCAUAACUGAGUUUCAUAACUGAGUUUGUUAUCGUCCAGAUAUGUUGUUGUUGAAGGUGGAAAAGGUCGAGGUCGUGAAGAUUUUAAUUGUUUUAGAAGAUUUCGAAGAUUAAUCCUUUUGUCGUCGUGUAGUGCAAGAGAAGUGUUGUGAAU
Molecule: messenger RNA, 5581 nt
Organism: Amoebophrya sp. A25
Lineage: Eukaryota; Dinophyceae; Syndiniales; Amoebophryaceae
Source: the annotation of a GenBank genome assembly